Echinococcus granulosus is the source of this 1815-nucleotide messenger RNA. Its product is annotated as Heat shock cognate protein. Bases 1 to 1815 code for a protein of 604 amino acids. The transcript has a single exon. Gene Ontology annotation, cellular component: nucleus; cytosol; cytoplasm. Gene Ontology annotation, molecular function: ATP binding; misfolded protein binding; ATP-dependent protein folding chaperone. NCBI's taxonomy places the organism in Eukaryota, Metazoa, Platyhelminthes, Cestoda, Cyclophyllidea, Taeniidae. The record is from RefSeq and is a predicted model, not a curated record. Gene Ontology annotation, biological process: cellular response to unfolded protein; vesicle-mediated transport; protein refolding.
AUGAACCCGACGAAUACAGUGUUCGAUGCGAAGCGUCUGAUCGGACGUCGUUUCGACGACAGGGCAGUGCAGGACGACAUGAAGCACUGGCCGUUCAAGGUGAUAAAUGCGGGAGGCAAGCCGAAGAUCGAGGUGGAGUACCGUGGUGAGACGAAGUGUUUCAGUGCGGAGGAGAUAUCAUCGAUGGUGCUGUUGAAGAUGAAGGAGACGGCGGAGGCGUAUUUGGGGAAGAAGGUGAGCGAUGCAGUGAUCACGGUGCCGGCGUACUUCAACGACAGUCAACGUCAGGCGACGAAGGAUGCGGGUACAAUAUCGGGAUUGAAUGUGCUGCGGAUAAUCAAUGAGCCGACGGCGGCGGCGAUUGCGUAUGGGUUGGACAAGAAGGUGGAGAGGGAGCGCAAUGUGCUCAUUUUCGACUUGGGUGGUGGCACCUUCGAUGUGUCCAUCCUGUCCAUAGAGGAUGGGAUAUUCGAGGUGAAGUCGACGGCUGGUGACACGCACCUGGGUGGUGAGGAUUUUGAUUCGCGAUUGGUGAAUCACUUUGUGGAGGAGUUCAAGCGGAAGCACAAGGGGAAGGAUUUGACGACGAAUAAGAGAGCAGUGCGGCGUCUGCGAACGGCGUGUGAGAGAGCGAAGAGGACGUUGAGUUCGAGUGCGCAGGCGAACAUAGAGAUAGACUCGUUGUUGGAGGGCAUCGACUUCUACACGUCGAUAACACGAGCUCGUUUUGAGGAGUUGUGUUCGGACCUGUUUCGUAGCACGCUGGAUCCGGUGGAGAAGGCGUUGCGCGACGCGAAGUUGGACAAGGGUGCUGUGCACGAGAUAGUGUUGGUGGGUGGAUCGACGCGUAUUCCGAAGGUGCAGAAGUUGUUGCAGGACUUCUUCAAUGGGCGUGAGUUGAACAAGUCGAUAAACCCGGACGAGGCGGUGGCGUACGGUGCGGCGGUGCAGGCGGCCAUUCUGACAGGUGACAAGUCGGAGGCAGUGCAGGAUUUGUUGUUGUUGGAUGUGGCGCCACUGUCGUUGGGUCUGGAGACGGCGGGUGGUGUGAUGACGGCGUUGAUAAAGCGGAAUACGACGAUUCCGACGAAGCAGACGCAGACGUUCACGACGUAUUCGGACAAUCAGCCGGGUGUGUUGAUCCAGGUGUACGAGGGUGAGCGUGCGAUGACGCGCGACAACAAUUUGUUGGGGAAGUUUGAGUUGUCGGGUAUCCCACCGGCGCCACGUGGUGUGCCUCAGAUAGAGGUGACAUUCGACAUAGACGCCAACGGCAUCCUGAAUGUGUCGGCGGUGGACAAGUCGACGGGUAAGCAGAACAAGAUAACCAUAACGAACGACAAGGGUCGUUUGUCGAAGGAGGAGAUAGAGCGGAUGGUGAACGACGCGGAGAAGUUCAAGCAGGAGGAUGAGAAGCAGAGAGAUCGGGUGGCGGCGAAGAAUGGAUUGGAGAGUUAUGCGUUCAGCAUGAAGUCGACGGUGGAGGAUGAGAAGGUGAAGGAGAAGAUAGGAGAGUCGGAUCGGAGGAGGAUAAUGGAGAAGUGUGAGGAGACGGUAAAGUGGUUGGAUGGCAAUCAGCAGGCGGAGAAGGAGGAGUACGAGCACAGACAGAAGGAGUUGGAGAGUGUGUGCAACCCCAUAAUCGCGAAGAUGUACCAGGAGGCAGGUGGUGUGGGUGGAAUGCCGGGUGGCAUGCCGGGAGGUGGAAUGCCGGGUGGCAUGCCAGGAGGUGGAAUGCCAGGCGGCAUGGCUGGUGGUAUGAGUGGUGAUGCAAGCUCUGGAGGCCGUGGUCCCACCAUUGAAGAGGUGGACUGA